Messenger RNA from Saccharomycopsis crataegensis, 1704 nucleotides. RefSeq names its product retromer subunit VPS17 (gene VPS17). Gene Ontology annotation, cellular component: retromer, tubulation complex; retromer complex; endosome. The transcript has a single exon. Bases 1 to 1704 code for a protein of 567 amino acids. NCBI's taxonomy places the organism in Eukaryota, Fungi, Ascomycota, Saccharomycetes, Ascoideales, Saccharomycopsidaceae. Gene Ontology annotation, biological process: retrograde transport, endosome to Golgi; intracellular protein transport. Gene Ontology annotation, molecular function: phosphatidylinositol-3-phosphate binding. The record is from RefSeq and is a predicted model, not a curated record.
AUGUCCUACGACCCAGACGACGAUUUUGAUAAUAAUCCGUUUGCACAACCGCAACAUGAUGUUCUAAACGGUGACGGUUUCAAAUCAGAUGAAAGCCAGUAUCAUAGUCCAUAUAAUAAUAUAUAUAGCAACAAUCCAAUAGUGAAUGGUUUUGGCAGUGACAUUGCCACCAAUAACGUUGAUGCCGUUGGGGGUUCUGGAGGAUUGAUAACUGCUGAUAAAGAAAACCAAGAAUUGCCAAAGAUCCCAGACCAGGAAAACACAACAACGGCGCAAUCCUCGGAAGAACAAGGAAAACCAAAUUUUGAGCCUGAUUUGACUUUGCUACCUGAACGUCGUUCCAAGAAAAAUUAUCACAUAACCAUCAAAGUUGUUGGGAUAGAAAGAGUAGCCAAAAAAGAUCCAAUCAUUAAAUUUAACGCUUUGACAAAUUUGCCAAACUUCAGGGGUACUACUUUCAAAGAUAUCAGAAGAUCUUAUGGGGAGUUGGAAAAGUUUUUCCAAUACUUAAAUGGUGCAAAUCCUGAAUGUUUUGUUCCAUCAUUGCCUGCGGCACAAACCAGUUAUGGAGCUGGCUCCGAGGAAGAUGAGGAAGCUUUGGAAAGACAGGUACAAGACUGGUUCAAUAGAGUUACUGAUAACCCGAUCUUAAUACGCAAUGAAGAGUUCGUGUUUUUCAUUGAAAAUGACUUUGGUUAUAGCCCAAUAAACAAGGGUAAGGUUCCUGCGACGGGAUUGAAAAGAAAAACAUUAAAACAGUUUCAACCGCCAUAUGAUGAGGUGACAGAAUUAGUGGAAUUCAGACCAUACAUAAAAUCCGUUUAUUUAAUAACUCAGGAAAUUAUUAAAACAUUUGACAAAACAACAAGAUUAAGAAAGAAUUAUGGAUUGCAUGUUGCAGAAUUGGGUCAUAAAAUCACAGAGUUGUCUAAAAUGGAAACUUUGCACCCAGGAAUGGUGAACUUGUGGCAAAAAUUCGGUAAAAGUAUGAUUGUUUAUGGAGACAUUGAAGCCGUCAAAUCGGUUUAUGAGCUGGCAUUAUUUGGUGAUGAGAUUACCAGAAUUAGCAGUGACUCGUAUAUUAUCAAGGAACAAUUGACCAAUAGACAUCUUUUGAUGCGAGAAUUGAUCAAUGCAGAACAAAUCACUAAGAGUAAGCACGCUCAGGCGUUAAAGGUGAAAACCAAAAGGUACGAAGAUCCGAUCAAAAUUGAUCAAAUCAUUCGGGAGUUGGAAGAAAGUAAAAAGGUGGAAGACGUGCUAAGAGCGAAAGUUGAUAGAGUUUCAUCUAAUAUGUUGAUUGAGAAGCAACAAGUCGUUAAGCAUCAAGAUCAGCAGUUCAAGUCUAUUCUUCGGAAUUACACAAGAAAAAUCAUCGACCAUGAACGGAAAUUAUUGAGCAACUUCGAAAAAAUUAGACUUGAUGUGAGAUCAGUGGAUGAAAAUGGUGGAUUGAGUAGACUAGGAAGAGAGAACUACCCAAAAAUGGCAAGUAAUGUGAGAAAUAGUCAACGUUUUGAUGGCGAUGAUUGGAGUGGAGAUAGAAAACAUAAGAGAAAUCACAGUAGUAUUAGUAAAGACGAUGCUACCAAAGAGGUAACAGGAAAAGUGGGAGUUGCAGUCUCAAAGAAAUCUAUUGAGCAAGUGGAAGAGACUUUUGAUGCGAGAAGUGCAGCCACUUUAUUAGGAACUCUGGCAUUUUAG